UCUUUCUGAGAGCUUUUCAAGCAUCCCGGAGAAACUCUCCCAGAUUCCCAGCCGAACGCAGCAGUACUUCCUCAACGUCCAGAACCGCCUCAACAGCCUUAUGCCUCAAGAUGCCUAAGAAACAACAGCAACAACAGCAAAAACAGAAGCAAGACAAGAACCAGCACGAUGUUGAACUGAACCGGCUCGUCCGACACUCCCCUCUCCCUCCUCCUCACCAUCCUCAGCUCCGGUCCCGCUCCCCAUCUCCAUCCUCCCCCAACGGCAGCGCCCUCGAAUUGCCCAACGUGCCGUCCUACCCACGGCUGCCGCCAAUCGUCAGCCCCCCAUCAAAUCAGCUCAACUCACCAUCCCACCAGCUCUCAGGUCUCUCUAACCCGGCCUUCUUCAUUGAAGAUGACUCAGGCAUUUCAGCAAUAAGAGCCGCAGAGAGCUCUAGUCUCAGCCUGCGUCCAGCUGUCAAUGUAGAGGAUGUUGACUCAGACCAUGAGAGAGCAGGGGAAGGAGGAGCAGGAGGAGGAGCAGGAGGAGGAGGAGGAGGAGAUAGGGAGGAUAAGAGCAAUAUCCCCAAAAUCCUCACCCCCCAGGACCCCAAACUUACAACCCUCACUGUCCCUGUGACCCCUUCCGGAGGUCGUCAAAGUAAAGGAGAUAAAGAUAGUGGAAGGAAUCAUAGGACUAUCUGGACGAAGAUUAGGACCAUUCACUCUCAAAGUGAAGAUGAUGAUGAUGAAGGAAGCAUCCCUGUCAGAGCCUGGCCAAGCCAAUCCAGCCUGCACAGCUCAGACGACAUGAAAGAACGGCCAACAUCUUCAGCCAGUCAGAACAGUACAGUGGUGAACGAGCGUCUUCAGGAGCUGGUCCGGAUGUUCAAAGAUAGAACGGAGAAGGCGAAGGAGAAGCUCAUCGACCCGGACAGCUCAGAUGAAGAUAGCAUCAUCCCCUCUCCUCCUCAGACUUCGGCUCCUCAGCCUGGAGCUCAGCCAGUGGACGGAGGAGAGAAAGAGUCACAAGCAGGUCCAUCAGGAGGAGGAGGAGGAGUGGAGAGUGGGACAGAGGAGGAGCAGUCUAGCCGCUGGUUCAAGGGGAAAACUCCACGGUGGAUACAAGCUUGUGUGCACUACCACUUCCCUGCCAGCAUCGACCCCUUCACCAACUUGAUGUACGUGAUGUGGAUGUUUUUGGUCUCUCUGGCGUGGAACUGGAACGCGUGGUUCAUCCCAGUACGCUGGGCCUUCCCCUACCAGACUCCAGACAACAUUUACUACUGGCUGCUGACCGACUAUAUGUGUGACCUCAUUUACAUCCUGGACAUCACCAUCUUCCAGCCGCGCCUGCAGUUUGUUCGUGGAGGGGACAUAGUGUGUGACAAAAAAGACAUGAGGAAGAAUUACAUGAAAACCAAACGCUUCAAAUUUGACGUAGCCAGUCUUGUUCCCCUGGAGCUCUUCUAUUUUAAAACUGGCAUCAACCCUCUGCUUCGCUUACCCAGGCUGCUGAAGAUCAAUUCCUUCUUUGAGUUUAACGAGCGUCUAGAGGCCAUCUUGACCAAAGCCUACAUCUACAGGGUGAUCCGCACCACCACCUACCUCCUUUACUGUCUCCACUGUAAUGCCUGUCUGUACUACUGGGGCUCUGCCUUCACAGGACUAGGAUCGACUAAGUGGGUGUACAACGGCGAGGGCAACAGUUACAUUCGCUGUUACUACUUUGCUGUGAAGACCCUGAUCACCAUUGGUGGUCUGCCAGAUCCCACCACCCUGUUUGAGAUUGUCUUCCAACUCAUCAACUACUUUGUUGGAGUCUUUGCCUUCUCUAUCAUGAUUGGACAGAUGCGUGAUGUGGUUGGUGCAGCCACAUCAGGUCAGACCUACUACCGCACAUGUGUGGAUAACACCAUAAAGUACAUGUCCUCCUAUCGCAUCCCUAAAGAAGUGCAAAACCGUGUCAAAACCUGGUACAACUACACCUGGCAAUCACAAGGCAUGCUGGAUGAGCAGGACCUGCUAACUCAGUUGCCAGAUAAAAUGCGUCUGGACAUUGCUAUUGAUGUCAACUACUCCAUUGUCAGCAAAGUCGUUCUUUUUCAGGGUUGUGACAGACAGAUGAUCUUUGACAUGUUGAAAAGCCUACGCUCUGUUGUCUACCUGCCGGGGGAUUAUGUCUGCAAAAAAGGCGAGGUGGGUCGGGAGAUGUACAUCAUAAAGGCAGGGGAGGUGCAGGUGGUCGGAGGACCGGAUGGGAAGACCGUGUUUGUCACUCUCAGAGCAGGAUCAGUCUUUGGAGAGAUCAGUUUGCUUGCAGUAGGCGGGGGUAACAGGCGCACAGCAAAUGUAAUCGCUCAUGGAUUUGCCAAUCUCUUCAUCCUGGACAAGAAAGACCUGAAUGAGAUCCUGGUCCACUACCCAGAGUCCAAGAAACUGCUCCGCAAGAAGGCCAGGAAGAUGCUUACCAAGGGAAAGAAACCUGAGCCCAAAGAAGAACCUAUGGGUGCUGCUCAGGUGCCUGCAGCCGCUGUUAGACCGGAAACCCCCAAACUGCUGAGAGCAGCGUUGGAGAUGACAGAGAGAUCCACUGGACUUAAAGGAGCUCUGGCUAAAGUCAAAGAGAAGACCAACAAGUCCAGUGUCUCAUUACAGCCCUCCAUCUCCUCCUCCCUUCCUCCUCCGUCUCCCACCUCCAGCUCCGGACCUGACAGAGACGUGAACACACCCUCACCGCUCUCCUCCAGCUCCGCAACGUUUCGCUCUGCCUCCCGUUGCCAUAACAACAACAACAACAACUCUGUGAUGCCUCACUCUGCAUCACAGGGCCACUGUGACGUGGACGAAAUACUCGCCAUAGACCAAAGAGAGGAGGGCGUCAGCGAGGCUGAAGGGAACGAGGGUGGGAAGAGGAAAGAAAAGAAGUUGUGAUAAUUCUUUAAAGGAGAGAAUAGAGGAAUGUCUGAUAUAAAUGAACAGAAUGGUGAAAUGAAAGAGGAGCUGUUGUAAAUGAACAUGUACAAAACUGUCAUGUCUUGAUGUCAGCCUGGUCUUCUGUAGGAUUACUUCAUCACAAACAUAUCAAGGCAGUACUGUAUUCCACUCUGACCCAUACUUACCCAUUGUGUACAUUAUAACCUACAGCCCACUGUAUUUUGUCACUUUUGUGACGAAUAUCAUCGACAUAGACUCUCUGCUCAUUUUUAUUCUCCCAUUGCUUUGCAGUAUUCUUUCAACCCUCACAUCUUUACUCAUCACAUUAUUAGACCAUAAUGUAGAAGCAAGCCAUUCCUCACCUCUUCAGAAUAAGCCCAUGUUGAUCAUAUAGUUUACAUGAUGAUGAUGAGUGGAUUCUGCGCGGGAUGGCGUAGUUAAGCCAUAAGUGAACUUCUUGUCUUUCUAAAACAAAUGUUUUUGCUGUUGUUGUCUGCUGACUGUUCACAGAUUCUCUUGUCAACUUGAAAGAACAAUUUGCCUUAUCUGUUUUGUCAUUGACCUUUGUGUUGUGUUGGUGUGAGUAGCUUGGACUGCAGAUAUUUGUACAGGUUGGUUUGAACAACAGCACAGACCAAGUGAAUCUGUAUGUUUUCUUUUGUUUGUUUUGUAAAAUAAUGUAAAUAUAUCUGUUUUUUGAAAUUUAGCUGAACUACACUCUCUCGGUAAUGUAAAGUCCCUUGAUGCUUCGCAGUGUCAUGACAUGUACAUACAGUACAUUGUAAUAAUGCUAAAUGUUUAAUCUGUGCUGUAAAUGGGUUUAGGACCCAGUAAUGUCAGGUUUAUUAUUUUUGUAUAGAUGGUUUGAUUAUUGAUACAGCCUCAGAAAACGGGCCUAUAAACCAGCUAACCAUACUGCCGGACAAUCUGUAGAUAGGAUAAUCUAUGUUGUUUCUUCUUUAUGGUUUGUGUAUGUGUGUGUGUGUGUGUGUGUGUGUGUGUGUGUGUGUGUGUGUGUGUGUGUGUGUGUGUGUGUGUGUGUGUGUGUGUGUGUGUGUGUGUGUGUGUGUGUGUGCAUAAUAGACUCAAUUGUGUGUUUAAUAAAUCCCUUAA
Molecule: messenger RNA, 4031 nt
Organism: Cottoperca gobio
Lineage: Eukaryota; Metazoa; Chordata; Actinopteri; Perciformes; Bovichtidae
Product: cyclic nucleotide-gated cation channel beta-1
Exons: 20
Coding region: 111-2915 (934 amino acids)
Biological process (GO): monoatomic cation transmembrane transport; retina homeostasis
Cellular component (GO): plasma membrane; intracellular cyclic nucleotide activated cation channel complex; photoreceptor outer segment
Molecular function (GO): intracellularly cAMP-activated cation channel activity; protein-containing complex binding; intracellularly cGMP-activated cation channel activity
Source: RefSeq, a predicted model, not a curated record